Molecule: messenger RNA, 2200 nt
Organism: Ictalurus punctatus (channel catfish)
Lineage: Eukaryota; Metazoa; Chordata; Actinopteri; Siluriformes; Ictaluridae
Product: E3 ubiquitin-protein ligase TRIM39
Exons: 7
Coding region: 172-1941 (589 amino acids)
Molecular function (GO): protein binding
Source: RefSeq, a predicted model, not a curated record
UUCCAGGAGGAAGCUGGCACUAUAUUUGCAAAUGUAGUUCCGCAACUUAGCUUUACCCAGAAAUGAAAAGCGAAACUAAUCUAGAAGUUCAUGCAAACAUGAGCAUAUAGACACACACACAUAGACUGCUAAGGAAAACACUUAAACAAAAGGGUGUGUAAUUUUGCUGAAAUGAAACUCUACUACACACUACGAAUACAGAAGUGUACAGCCAGAAUAAGGAAAGACAGAUUGUCAGAAAUGAGAAGAGGAUCAGAACUUCACCAAGUUAACCUGGAUUCUCACCACAAUCAAACAAUAGACAUGAAUCCCUUCAGAUCCUUCACACCUUCCUACUCUACUCUACGGGACACUCCUGUGGCCAUCUUGCAACACCUCAAAUGUUCCAUUUGUAUUGAUGUUCUGGAGGUGCCUGUCACUACCGCCUGUGGUCACACCUUCUGCAAGAGAUGCCUGGAUCGCCACAUGGCCAUCAAUGACCUAGUCUGCCCAUUGUGCAAGCAGCAUCUGAAAUUAAAACCACAAGUAAACAUUGCCUUUAGAGAUAUUCUGAAGGAUUUCUAUGAAGCCCAGAGUCCCAGUCCUGAUGAGUUCACUGGACAGCCGGAGGAGGUCCCCUGUGACGUCUGCCCUGAUAGUCGCAAGUAUAAAGCAGUCAAGUCCUGUCUGAUGUGCUUGUUGUCAUACUGCAAUCAACAUCUUAAAAGGCACCACAACAAGCUACGUUCCAAAGGGCAUAAACUGGUGGAGCCACUGAAUGAGCUGGAUAAGCGAGCAUGCAUGAUCCACGGCAGGCCUCUGGAGCUCUAUUCAGUCAGCGAGGGGAAGUUAAUCUGCUGUCUCUGUGUGAAAGGUGGGACAAAUGUGGUGUCUGUGGAGGAAGAAAGAGACAUAAGGCAGGCAGAGUUGGGCACUGUUAUAAGUGAGAUGAAACAGGGAAUACAGCAGAGAGAGGAGAAAGUGAAGGAGCUGGACAAUUCAGCAGCAAUCUGCCUGGCUCUGAUUGACCAGGAGACAAAGGAAAUUAAAAAGGUUUUCAAUGCCAUAAAGAAAGCAAUUCAGAAAGCAGAGAAUGAGGUGUUGAGCCCUUUAGAAGGACGGAAGAAGGACGUGGAACAGGAGGCAGAGGAGCUGAAAAGAGAUUUGCAGAGAAAGAUCACCACAUUGAGUAACACCAUCUCAGAUCUACAAACACUGAGAGAUGAAGAAGAUCCUGUCUUCUUCCUACAGAGUUAUCCCUCUGACAAAAUGGAAGAUAAUGGCAAUGACUGGACGUCUAUUUUUUUGGAUACUGAUUUGAGCUUUGGCACAAUAAGGAGCAUGGAGGUGACCAUGAUGGCUAAUAUUAAGGACGAGUUUGAGAAACUCUCCAGAAUUGAAACUGCAAGGAUUAAGAAAUAUGAAGUGGAUGUAACUCUGGAUCCCGACACUGCUAAUGCACAGCUCCUAAUUUCUGAUGACAUGAGACAGGUGCACAGCUCUGUGGAGAAAAUGGAUGUAUCUGAUUGCCCUGAGAGGUUUGAUGUCUUUGGCAGCGUUUUGGGACAGAACCCGCUGGCUGAAGGCAGGGCCUUCUGGGUAGUGGAGGUUGGGAACAAACGAGGCUGGGAUAUUGGGGUGACAAGAGAGAAGGCAAACAGGAAGGGUGCACUCUCCCUCAAACCAAGCCAAGGAUACUGGGCAAUUGUGCAUUAUAAUGAUGACAAUUAUGCAGCUCUGGAAGACCCUCCCACCCUGCUGUCUCUUUCAAAUAAACCCUGUAAAGUAGGAGUGUUUGUUGAUUACAGUGAGAAGUUAGUCUCCUUCUAUGACAUGGAAGCAGAAACUCACAUUUACUCAUUUACUGACUGUGCAUUUGGAGCAGUAAUUAAACCCUACUUUAGCCCUCACCUUAAUGAGAAUGACCCUUUGGUCAUUUGCCCCGUCAAUUCCAGUGAAUAAGAUUUCUAUUUAAAGCGAAAGGUAAUUUUUGAGCAACUGUAAAAGCUGUACUGUUUAAUAACUUUCGUAGACCCUUAUGUAAGAACAAUGAAUGACAUGUUCACAAGCAUAUACUGUUCAUUUAAAUAUCUGAAGGCUUUAACUUUAAUUCUUUAUAAUAUUGUGAUUUUACUGGCAAUUUAUAUAUAUGCAUUACAUUUGAUACUAACAUAUGUAUAUAAUCAGGAAUGGAUAUUUGCAAAUAAAGGGAUCAAAGGUU